CGCAGUUACGCUUUCUUGCCAACCUGACCACGAUGUCGACCGACGACCUCCAGUUACGCCAUGUCAUGCUGGUGUUUCGCCAUGGCGACAGAUCACCUGUGCUGCCGCGAUUAGGCAAGAAUAUCGUCAUGGACGAGAGGGAGAAAGCGUUCUGGGCCGAGCGCCUCGUGACUUCGGACCACGAAUCUAUUCUUGACAAGAUGGCCAAGCCGGCGGGCUUGACGCGGAACGAUCCACCUCCCACGAACGCACACAUCAUUGGCGGAGGUUGGCCGAACGGGUACUUGACGCAGCUCGGGUCGGAGCAGAUGAUUGCGCACGGAAAAGCGAUGCGGGCAAAGUACGAUACCUUUUUGGCCGACGCGACCCCGGCCGACUUGUUUGUGCGCUCGACGAAUGUCCCUCGCACGAUUCGGUCGGCGCAGUCGGUAUUGUACGGCAUGUUUCCCGAGCAUUUGGAUUCCAACGACAUUUUCAUCCAUUUGGACGAGAACUGCCGCCUCUCCAUGGGGAAGCAAAUGGAUUAUUUCAACAUGAGCACCAAACUCAAGAGUCGGCGCCACGAGUCCCCUGUAAAAGACAUCGAAGCCCUCGAGCGGUUGGUACAAGAAUCUGCCGGCCUCGAAGACGGCGAAGACGUCAAGUGGUCGUUCCUGCGCGAAAUUCUCGUAUGCCGCAAGGCCCACGCGUUUCCUUUCCCCGACGGAAUCACCGACGACGUGCUCGAGAAGGCGCUCGAGCACAAUGCCUGGGAAUGGCAUGCUACGCUCGGCAACAAGCCCUUUUUGAAGGAAGCUUUCGGUGGCGGCGUUCAAGAAGUCAUGGGGUACCUGCUCACGGCCAAGCAAGGCGCCAGUUCGCACAAACUGACCGUCCUUUCGGGUCAUGACGACACCCUGACGGCCCUGCUCGUGGCGUUGCAGCUGCACAAGCCUGGCGUUCAACACCUCAUGCCGUCGUACGGGUCCAUGAUUGUGUUUGAACUGUGGCAAUCCAAGAUCCAUGUGGACGAAUGGUUUGUCGCCGCCACGUUUGACGAAGACAAUAUCUUCUUUGGCACGCACACCGACUCGGUGUUUUGCCCGUUUCGGGACGUAGAGGCCCUCGUCAAGGCCUUCCACGAAGACUAACGUAGAGGUGCUUGUCGACAUUCGAAAGGCGACUUUGUUCCAAUCGUUUACGAUUCAAACAACAGCCCCGCGGCAAUGUUGACAUCCCAGUUGCAUGACGCCAGGACUUGCACCGCCUACGCCAUCCCGUCCCUGUCAGUGGGUACCCAGGAUGAAGCUCCUGAUUUUCCGACCCACC
This is a messenger RNA of Aphanomyces invadans, 1308 nucleotides long. RefSeq lists its product as hypothetical. Gene Ontology annotation, biological process: dephosphorylation. NCBI's taxonomy places the organism in Eukaryota, Oomycota, Saprolegniomycetes, Saprolegniales, Verrucalvaceae. Gene Ontology annotation, molecular function: phosphatase activity. The transcript is spliced from 3 exons. The coding region runs from base 33 to 1130 and encodes 365 amino acids. The record is from RefSeq and is a predicted model, not a curated record.